AUGUCAGACCUCGACGGCCAAGAAGACUCGCUGCUCGGCGGCCCCCGCAAGCAGCGCUGCAAAUGGCAGGGCUGGAUGCAGAUCGGGCUGGGUGUUUGGGCCGCUGUGGCCACCGUUGGUAUUGUCGUCAUUGCGGUGAUGUGGGUUCACGCAGACACUGCACCGGGCAGUGGGCUCGACAAGUUUCCGCCCUCGGGGAAGAAAAACAUUGUGUUUAUGGUCUCCGAUGGUAUGGGACCGACGUCACUCGCCCUCACGCGCGAGUACCGCCAGCUCACAGACGGGCUCUCAUGGGACAACACCCUUACGCUCGAUAAGCACCUUAUCGGGACCAGCAGGACCCGCUCUACAAACAGCUUGGUGACCGACUCGGCCGCCGGAGCGACCGCAUUCUCGUGCGGUAUCAAGAGUUACAAUGGUGCGAUCUCUGUGCUACCAGAUGGAUCGCCCUGCGGAACUGUUUUAGAGGCUGCAAAGAAGGCGGGUUACAUGACUGGGUUGGUGGUCACCACUAGGCUUACUGAUGCUACGCCUGCUUGUUUCUCUGCCCAUGUCAACAUGCGUAUGGAGGAGGACCGUAUUGCGGAGCAACAGCUCGGCGACUAUCCUCUUGGACGCGUUGUGGAUCUGAUGAUGGGUGGUGGUGCUUGCCACUUCCUCCCCAACAGCACCGAAGGUUCCUGCCGUAAGGAUGACCGGGAUCUUGUCACGGAGGCCCAGGAGAAAUUCGGCUUCCAGUAUGUGUCUGGCCGUAAGGGUUUCGACUCCCUUGAGAAGGGUAAGAAGGUUAAGCUUCCGCUUCUCGGACUGUUUGCGUCAACCGACAUUCCCUUCGAGAUUGACCGUAAGGACGAGGAGUACCCCAGUCUCGACGAGAUGACGGAGGUUGCAUUGAGGGUGAUGGAGGAGGCCACCAAGCACAGCGACAAGGGUUUCUUCCUCAUGGUUGAGGGCAGCAGAAUUGAUCAUGCCGGCCAUGGUAACGAUCCGGCUGCACAGGUGCGAGAGGUGCUUGGUUACGACAAGGCCUUCAACAGGGUUCUCAAGUUUGUUGAAAACGCAAAGAACCCCAGUGUCCUCGUCGCUACCAGUGACCACGAGACCGGUGGUCUGGCACUCGCUAGACAGCUCCACGCCAGCUACCCCGAGUAUCUCUGGUACCCUGAGGUCCUUGCCAAUGCCUCAUCCUCCUCCGAGUACCUCGCCGCCAAAUACGCCGGUUACAGCGGAUCCAGCUCUUCGGAAGACGAGUUCGUCAAGAAGAUCAUCCUCGAGGAAGGUCUCGGCGUCCACGACGCCUCCGAGGACGAGAUCGAGGCGCUCAAGGCCGCCAAGUCCGGUGCCGCCUGGGUUCUCGCAGACAUCAUCUCCCGGCGCGCGCAGGUCGGCUGGAGCACCCACGGACACUCUGGCGUCGACGUGAACAUCUACGGAAGCAAGGGGUCCGAGAGACUGCACGGGAACCACGAGAACACGGAUGUUGGAAACUUCAUCAAGGACUUUCUCGAGAUUGAUGUUGACGCCGUGACGGAGGAGCUCAAGGAGAAAGGGGUCGACAGGGCCGUCACCAUGGAGGAGGUGGAGGAAGGUGGAAUGCUGGUGAGCCAGGUAAGGGAGUACCCGUGGAUGGGCAGGAGCUUGCAUGAGCUCGCAAAGGACGGGUUUGAGACUGCAGGGGUCGAUUGCUAUCAUGGGGACUAUAAGCACAAACACUAG
Messenger RNA from Morchella importuna, 1716 nucleotides. RefSeq lists its product as uncharacterized. The transcript is spliced from 4 exons. The record is from RefSeq and is a predicted model, not a curated record. Gene Ontology annotation, biological process: dephosphorylation. Lineage: Eukaryota; Fungi; Ascomycota; Pezizomycetes; Pezizales; Morchellaceae. Bases 1 to 1716 code for a protein of 571 amino acids. Gene Ontology annotation, molecular function: alkaline phosphatase activity. Gene Ontology annotation, cellular component: fungal-type vacuole membrane.